Podarcis lilfordi (Lilford's wall lizard) is the source of this 30343-nucleotide messenger RNA. Lineage: Eukaryota; Metazoa; Chordata; Lepidosauria; Squamata; Lacertidae. The record is from the annotation of a GenBank genome assembly.
AAAGGCGGAAGCGGAAGCCGCACGUGGAGCCGGCGACGGAGCUUGUCGCAGUUUCUGGAAACUUCUGCCCAUUGUCACAUUUCAGCCUCCUCGCCGGAGGCAGAGAUUUUCGCGCGCAGGCAGGAAGGCAGGCAGGGCGCGGCUUUGGCUGCGGCGGCGGCGGCUGGGCGAGGGUUGCACCUGCAGCGGGGGAGAGCCGAGCGGCGAGGCGGCGGGCGGAUCCACACCUUCCCCAGCAGCGUCCGGCGCCGGGAGCCCCGCCAUGGCCGUGGUGGGCUUUGACUUGGGCUCGCAGAGCUGCUACGUGGCGGUGGCCAGAGCCGGGGGUAUAGAGACCGUGGCCAACGAGUUCAGUGACCGGUGCACCCCGUGAGUAACGGAUCCGGAGGGUGGGGUGGGGGUGUCAGAGGCAGGCAAGCAGGCGAGAUCUCCCUGCCAAAGGGUCCGGGGCAGAAAGAGGGUCGCCCUCCCUGCCGUGAAGGGAGAGAAGAUUGCGGGCUUUGCAAAUGCAGGCGUGCGAUGCACCUGUGUCAAACUGAAGGCGACAAUGCCUGCAUCUGAUGGAAGUGAUCCUCUGCAUCUUUGCUCUCACGCAACCCCCGUUGAGUGUAUAUAGGGCUUACUCGGGAGUAGGCUUGGUGGUUCCCCACGCACGAUGAAGGCAGACAUCCGCUGGCCUUUUUUUUUUUUCCCAUCCCCAAUUCUAACCACGGAGACAUCAGUGGCAUUUACUUGCAAGUAAGCACGUUUCCUUGUAACUGAGUCCCGUUGAGUUUAGCGGUGGUUGCUCUCAAGUAACUGUGCCCAGGGCUGCAGCUCUUUUUUAGAAGCGGAUCCAGCUGUGUUGAAUUAAAUGGGGGGGAGGGCUAGGAGUGAUAUUUAAUUCUUUCCAAGAUAUGUGAGCUGCCCAGAACGUGACAAACGGUUCUUAUUUCACACGUGUGUAUAUAUAUCCCACUCGGAAAGCUCAGUUUUGUUGCAUUCCUCUCACACUUGCCGCUUCCGACAUCUCAUGCAUGGAAAUUUAAGAGUGCAUCAUAGAAGCAAAUGAACUCUCACGCUUCCCAUAGCCUGUGGUGGGCGUGUAUAUAGAUAGGGAGAAGAUGUUGAGUAUUGCCUUUUUCUUGGAUUCUUGAUUGAAGAGGGAGGGGCAGAGAUGAUGCUGCAGUGCCUCUUCACAAUCUGUGUCCCCUUCACUCCCUAUCCCCAAGCAGUUUCCACCUACUUAGUGCUUAGGCGCUAAGGAAGUGGGAGAGGGAGAGGGAUGAUGCAGUUGGAAAGAAGAGCUUGCUGGAUCCUGUGCAGCUAUGGGGAGAUGGACUAAUACUCAGUAAGCUUAGACCAGGAUCUAGAAGCUUCUGGAGUUUUCUCUCCUCCGGAUAGAGACAGAGGAUGCAAGCAAGUGAAUAAACUGUAUUUUCUGCCUAUCUCAGUAGGGUGGAGCACCAACCCAGAGUGGGGCUUUGAGAUAAAGGUUAGACUGGUAAACUCUAGAAAGUUGAGAUGCCAUAGGGAUGGGAGACCAUGGACAAGUGCCCAUUUCCACACCCAAAGCUGCCUAAGUGAAAGCUUAUGCAUUGUUAAUCUUUUAAUGCCAUAAAAACACUGUUGUCUUGCAUUCAUCAAAAUGAUUUCAUUUAACCUCCCGUUUGCUAGUAAAAUGGAAUUAUUGUGUUGCGAAAUGAUGCAUAUCUAAAAAGUGUGUCACCAACAUGGAAAGUUUGGAAAGUUCUGCUUUAAAGCCAUUUUUGUACCACACCUUUCCCCAGAAGUUCAGGAUUCCAUUAUAGGGGGUAUACAAUUGUUCAUAAAAGCUAUUUGUAAAUAAGCAACAUUUUUAUUUAAAUUGCAAUCCCUAGAAUGUAUUGCAUCUGAGUGGAAUAUGUCCUGCCUUCUCUGUUGGAAGCAAUAUGUCUUAUUUAAAUUGCAAUCCCUUCCUCUGUUGGAAGCAAUAUGUCUUAUUUAAAUUGCAAUCCCUAGAAUGUAUUGCAUCUGAGUGGAAUAUGUCCUGCCUUCUCUGUUGGAAGCAAUAUGCUUGGCAGGGGGUUGGACUCGAUGGCCCUUGUGGUCUCUUCCAACUCUAUGAUUCUAUGAUUCUAUGUCUCUGAAUGUCAGGUGGUGAGAGCACUGUUGCACUCAGAUCUUGCAUGUGGACUUCCUAACAAGCAUUUAGCUGAUCACUGUGAACAGAGAACAAAAAAGUGAUCGAGAUUGAACUUUGGCCUGAUCCAGCAGAGUAUAUUCCACAAAUUGUGUAGAACUUGGCGUUUUCCCCAACUUCUUGUCUUCCCCUCCCUGUUUGCUUCUGAGAGCAAAUUCCAUAAUUUAGCCAUACAUCAUGUGAAGAAGUACUUUCUUUUGUCUGUCCUGAAUCAUCCAACAUCCAUCUUCAUUGGAUGUCCACAAGUUCUAGUGCUCAGGACCACAAUACCUCAAGGACCGCCUCUUCCCAUAUGAACCAACCUGGACCCUGCAUUCAUCAUUUGAGGCUCUUCUUUGUGUGCCUCUUGUGGAGGUCCAGAGGGUGGCAACACAAGAACUGCCUUUUCUUCAGUGGCUUGUGUUUUUAUAUUGUAAAUCACCUUGUAAUCCUUGAAUGGAGCAUGGUAUAGAAUUUUAAUAAAUAAUAAUUAUAAUAAGUUAUCAGACAGCGAGAAAAACUUUUCUCUAUCCACUUUCUCAAUGCAAUCCUAUCAUGUGGUCUUUCGUUUGCCUGUUAUCUAAAGGCCCAAAUGCUGCAAUCUUUCCACAUAGAUAAGUUGCUUCAUCCCUUUGAUUAUUGUAGUUGCCCUUUUCAGAAACCUUUCCACCUCUACAAUAACCUUUUUGCAGCGAGGCUAGCAGAAAUGUACACAGUUUUCACAGAUGCCACACACUGGGUCAACAUCUUCGUUGAGAUAUGUGGUAUGAUCCAAAGGUCUCAUUCCUGGUCAUUCACUGUCCAUUCAGACCACACAAGCAUACUGAAUGUAAAAAAUUUAAAAAUUGGCCCCAACAUGCAUCACUUUGCAUUUGUUUAUACAAGCUAUACAGCAGGCAUAGGCAAACUCCGGCCCUCCAGAUGUUUGGGACUACAAUUUCCAUAAUCCCUGACCCCUGAUCCUGUUAGCCAGGGAUCAUGGGAAUUGUAGUCCCAAACAUCUGGAGGGCCGGAGUUUGCCUGUGCCUGCUAUACAGCAACAUACCUUUGAGACAGAGGCUCGAUUCCAAUGCCUUUGUUGACUUGGCACAAGCCCCAGACCCCCUGUCUUGUGUUUAUCAGAGCAAUGGCGUAUCUGAUGUAUUGUGCCGUAUUUUUAAUACUUUGUCUCAAAAAGGUAUUUCCCUGUUAUUUAUUUUCAUAGAAAAUCACUCAGUUGCCCAGUUCAAGCAUAGUGAUCCUAAUCUCUAAAACUAUCGUUUAUUGGACUGAUCAGAAGUGAUGUAGGAAGUAUUCUUUCCUUGUCAGUAUCCCAGUUUAGAGGGAGCUCUUAAUGCAUAAUUCCCUCAAUUUGGGUGAUGUGGAAAGCAGUCAUGUAAGAAACCUUCAUCUAAGUCAGGUGCUCAAGGGAAGAAGGGGUGAGGAUGGAAAGGUCAUUCCCAAUCUGAUAGAUCUUGGUUUAUCAGACUAGGAUCACUUGUGUAUGAAUUGUACAACUAUGUUUGACAGGGGUAAAUUUUAAAGAUGUUGUAAGUUUAAUUACUUCCUUUAGACCAGACCCCCUCAAAGGGUCAGCUACAACCCCCAGAUUCCCAGCUUUCAUUUUAAAAAAGCAGUAGCAAGUUUCCAGCAUUUUUAGAACCCGAGGUGUGAGGCAAAAAUGUACAGACACUAUUCUUCUCAGUUUUGUGCGAAAGUAGCCUGCUUUGCCAUUUCAGGGUUUUGUUUUGCCUCCCUCCUGAAAAAAUUCCUGUGGAUUCCCACAUAUGUGUGUGAGAGAGGAAGAAGUAUGUAUUUGCUGCCUCUGAGAAGGAGAGAGGUAGCUGUGUGUGUGUGUGUGUGUGUGAGAGAGAGAGAGAGAGAGAGAGAGAGAGAAGGGGGAGGUUUGUAUGAAUGUGUGAUAUGAGUGGUCUGUAGGGGAAAUUGAGAGCUGAAUAUGCAAAGUAUGUGAUGUGGUCACCUUGUAUAUUUUUCUUGGUACUAUGAAAUCCUUCCUCUUGUUAUUUUGCAGCAGUGGCAUCAUUGUGUGUCCGGGUGGAGUGGGGAGUAGAAUUCAAUAUUGUGCGAUUUCUACACUAAGGACCAGCAGGACAUAGCUGACUUCCCAUGGCAAGUUUUCCCUGGGUUGGGGAAGCAACAAUGACUAUUUUAGUGUUCUGCCAUCCCCCAUAACAGCCAUUUCAUGAUUGGUGCCUGCCCCACUUUCUAAAAAUUCAGAAUGUGCCUGUUGGUUCAAAAAGGAUGGUGAACCCUGCUUUGUAGUUUUACAAAAAUAACUUUACAAUAUAUCUAUUUUUUUUAAAAAAAAUCUUUUUAAAAAAGACAUUCCUGAUGUCAUCACAUGGUUUCUUUCCCCAACCCUGUUUUGCUGGUUAGCUCAGGUGGUUAGAGCAGGGGUCGGCAACCUAAAGCCCAUGGGCCACAAGCGGCUCCCAUGUGCCGUGCUAAACCAGUGCAGAGCAGAGCGGGGACCACCUUCCGCGAUGCUGGCUGGCUUCCCAUUGGCUGCAGGAAGGUCCUGCAGCCAAUUAGCGCUUGAACGCGCGCACACACUCUGACCCACCAUGGCGUCUGCAGGACCAUGAACCGGCCCAAGCCACAAAAACUUUGCCAACCCCUGGGUUAGAGCAUGGUGUUGAUAAUGCCAAGGUCAUGGGUUUGAAACCCGUAUGGGUGCAUAUUCCUGCAGUUCAAGUAGAUGACCCGUGGGCAUGGAAGCUCAGAGCACAACGGCAUCAGGACAGAAGAAAGUUUCACUGCCCAUUAUGGAGGGAAUGAAUUGCACCCAGGGCUGUUGUUUCCAUAAUACCUGUUACCGUCCUUUGCCUUGCAGAGAGCUCCACUGCCCUGAGUUUUGUUUCCACUCUGAUUAAAUUACCGGUUUUGUACAGCUCUUCCUUUCAUAACAAGCUGGGGGGGCGGCUCAGGGAUUUCCUUCAAGCAGUCUUGACCCCCUGACCAAUUGACCUGUGAUUCAAGAUCAAAUGUGGAAAAUUCCAGCCCUUGCAUAUUUUAAAUUAUCAGCACUGUCAGCUCUUAACUGUGCCAUAUGGUGCAGUUCUACUGGGACUUAGGUCAUUUCAACACAUUUACCUGCAGCAGCAAAUAUGUAAAUCUUUGUAGAAAUGAAGUAUUUCUAUAGUUUUGGGCAGAAGUUACUUUUUUAGUAUCUUCACUGUGCUGACACAGGCAGUCACUAUUAGGUAGGCAUGAACUGAUGCUGUUGUAAUGCACUGCUUUAAAAAUGCUGUUUUCUGGCCACAUCCACACCACCCAUUUAAAGCACUGCUAUACCACUUUAGCGGUUAUAAUAAUAAUUUGUUAUUUGUACCCCAGCCACUCUGGCCGGCUCCCAACAGAGUCACUGGGAGAUGCCUCACAGAGCUACAACUCCCAGACCCUCAACAAACUACAGUACCCAUGUUUCUUUGGGGGAAGCAAUGACUGCCAGAGAGCACUUUAAAUGUAAGGUGCAGAAGGAAACGUUUACAAGUGCAUGUUUUUAGAUUCAUCAAAUGAUAUCAGAGAAGCCCACCAGCCUCUCAACCAAUGGCAAUUUACUGUGUAUAUUAUAAUCACUGGUGGAUUGCUUUCUUUUCAGAUCGGUGGUGUCGUUUGGGUCCAAGAACAGGGCAAUUGGAGUGUCUGCUAAGAACCAAGUGAGUCAUUUUCUGAAUAACAGCAAGGGAAAUUACCCUGGGAAAUUAGUAAAGUGGCUGUUUUGAAAAUAAGACACUGGGAAUAGAAAAAAAAUAAAUUACCCAUGCUGCUUCUCAGAAUGUAGGUUGCUGAAAUUAUACUAAUAACUGCUGCCAAACCUGUCAGAUGGGGAGAGGACUAUUACACUCAUGCUCUGCUUAGAGAUUUCCAAAGGCAUUGGGUUGGCCACUGUGAAAACAGGAUGCUAGGCUAGAUGCGGGACUUUUUCCUAAUCCAGUAGAUCUUUUCUCAUGUUCCUAUACUGGGCAGAGAGGCAAAUGCUGAGUGUAGCCCUUCAAGCAGCUGUUUUCUACACUGCUUGGGCUUUCCAGUGACCCAGAAACUCAUCAGAUGGGCCAAUGGCCUGUCCCCCUUUGGCUGCUGCUUUUUAAAGUACCAGGUAAACAGAUGGUGCUACAUAUAUUAUUCAUCUGUCUAUCAAAGCCAAGUCUGAAUUGUAGAUGGAGGCCACUCACCUAUCAAUCAUCAAACAUCAUGACCUGCAGGGAUUGGGGUCGGGGGGAGUGGCGGAGGAAGGGGGUGGGAGGGUGCGGUCCAUCCCAGGUGUCAUCGUGGUGUAGUGGUGAAGAGCGGUGGACUCGUAAUCUGGUGAACCGGGUUCACUUCCCCGCUCCUCCACAUGCAGCUGCUGGGUGAUCUUGGGCUAGUCACACUUCUCUGAAGUCUCUCAGCCUCACUCACCUCACAGAGAGUUUGUUGGGGAAGAAGGGAAAGGAGAUUGUUAGCCGCUUUGAGACUCCUUAAGGGGAGUGAAAGGCAGGAUAUCAAGUCAAAACUCUUCUUCCUCAUCAUCAUCUUAAUCACUGAGGGGGGGUGUGACAAAAUGACAAAAAUAAGAUUUUAAAAAUAAUAAUUAAAAAAUGGGCUCACAAAACUUUUUAGUUCAGUCAACAAACGUAACGAAAUGCGGCUGGCAUUGGGCGCCACACCACAGGGGCCGGCACUUACCUGGGAGUGACGUGGUAGCUUGGGUGCUUGCAGUCUCCGCGCUGCCUGAAACGGCAGCGUGGGGCUUGCGUCUGCCCAACUUCUCUCCCUCAGCCGCCCUACAGCUGAGGGGGAGGCGGCGGAGAGGCUCCAUGCAGCAUGCUCUGCCCCUAUGGGUAGCUCGCCCUGCCCCUGGCUGCAGGACGCGCACGCUGCACUGGGCACCUGAGCAGCUAGCUAUGCUGCUGCUCAGGGGUCUGCUUCACCAGAAUGUUUCUCACGAGGAAGCACACUGGUGGAUCAAAACGCAGGAAGGCUGAGCCCAACUGCCAGGAUCAAAUAUGAUGUUGGGUCAGUUGAUUGACAGGUGGGGUUGGUUGAGGGAAAUAUCCCCUCAGGUCAAAUUGGACCCUCUGGCAUGCCACGAAGAGCCCACAUUCCAGCAUGACCUCAUGCUCUUCAAUGUCUACAUGAAACUGCUGAGGGAGCUCAUCCAGAGUUUUGGAGUGCAUUGUCCAAGUGUGGCAGUGGAUAUGUUUUCCUUGGGUUGCGGACCGGAUGGGAUCCAAUAAACCGAAGCUCAAUCCCGACAAGACUGAGGCACUGUUAGAGUGUGAUCCCCUGUUCUGGAUGGGGCUACACUCCCUCCAAAGGAGCAGGCGCAUAGCUGGACUGUCGCUUGAGGCUCAAGUGGCCUUGGUGGUGCCGAGUGCCCAGCUGCACCCCUCUCUGAACAGAAACAGCCUCAUUUCAGUUAUCCUUUCUCUGGUAGCCUCUAGGUUAGAUUAUUUUAAUGCCAUAUACACGGGGCUUCCUUUGAAGUUGAUUCAGAAACUGCAACUGGUGCAGAAUUCGAGAGCCAGAUGACUGACGUUAAGAUGGUCUGAGCAUAUAAAAUCAAUUCUGUCACCAAUUUUGUUUCUGUGCUCAGUUCAAAGUGCUGGUUUUGACCCAUAGACCCUUAUGUGACUUAAACCCCCAAUACCUCAAGGACAGUCUCUCCCCACAUGGACCAACCUGGAUCCUGUGCUCACCAUCCAUGUGCCCCCUUCAAGGGAGGAGCAGAGAGUGUUGACACAAGAACAGACCCUCUUCAGGGAGGCCUACCUUGUGCUUUCAUAACUUAACUUUAGGCACCAGGAAAAAGUGUUUCUACCAGGCUAUUGAUUUUUCAUUAUCUCUGGCUUCUUCCUUCAGUGGGUGGUAUGUUUUAGUCCUGCCCUUUAAAAAUAUGAAUGAAUUACAGAUUUUACUCUGCUUUAGUUUUAUGCUAGUUUUAAUGCUAUAUUUUUAAUGUUGCAAGAUGCUUUGAGUUACUUUAAAAAAUAAUACUAAUGAGUUAAAUAAAUUAUUGUGUCCCUCCCACCUGUAAAAGUUGGCCCGCAAGAAGGAGCCAGUUAGAAAAGGUUGCCCACCCCAGCUUUAACUAGUAAUGAUAAAUGAAACUUGAAGCAAUAAAGAACUUGAAACAUGCCUAUACUUGAAAUGUGCCUUUGCUGACAAUAGAUCUCAGUUUGCUUCUGGCAUCUUCUUUGACAAGAUGGCCAGUCAUCAGGGGUUUCUCUCUCCACCCCCCUCCAUUUGCAGUUAAUUACCCAUGCAAAGAACACGGUGUUUAACUUCAAGAGAUUCCACGGCCGUACAUGGAACGAUCCUUUUAUCCAGAAGGAGAAAGAGCACUUGAGCUACUCUGUUGUUCCAAUGAAAAAUGGAAAUGUUGGAAUAAAGGUAAGACGAAUUCAUCGCUUCUAUGAUUUUACUUCUUUUUUUUUUUUUGUCAAUCUCCUUUCGUAAGAUAAAUGGGAGUACCUCACACUAUGCCAACCUUGACUGCAGCUCAUGGUUUGUCUGGAGCAAGACAAACCAUGACCUUUGGUUUGAUGUUAAUGUCGAGUCAGGGGUAGAGAAUCUCUGGCCUGCUCACCUCAUUAGGUCUUCUAGGCCCAGCCAUGUCUGCCCAUCUUAUACUUGAUGUCAGGAGGGAGGUAAAGAGGUUUGUAGGCACCACCAGUCAGCUGUAAUGUGUUAUCUGAAUCGGAUAAAUGGUGGUUAAGCUUUAAUGUGUGUUUUGUUUGGAACAAACCAACCUCAGAUCAUAAUUAUGAAGCUGGCUUAUUUCAGCAAAAUAUUGUUAAGGCUUACCACUGUUAGGGUUUGGAUGAAAUAUUAAGCUGUGCUUAAAGGUAAAGGGACCCCUGAACAUUAGGUCCAGUCGUGGCCAACUCUGGGGUUGUGGCGCUCAUGUUGCUUUAUUGGCCGAGGGAGCCGGCGUACAGCUUCUGGGUCAUGUGGCCAGCAUGACCAAGCCGCUUCUGGUGAACCAGAGCAGCGCACGGAAACACCGUUUACCUUCCCACCAGAGUGGUACCUAUUUAUCUACUUGCAGUUUGACGUGCUUUUGAACUGCUAGGUUGGCAGGAGCAGGGACCAAGCAACGGGAGCUCACCCCGUCGCGGGGAUUGGAACCGCCGACCUUCUGAUCUGCAAGUCCUAGGCUCUGUGGUUUAACCCACAGCGCCACCCGCGUCCCUUAAGCUGUGCUUAAUUGAAAGCAAAAGCUUCUCAUGGCCAUAGUGGAGGGGAGCAAAGCUCCCUGCUGCUCAUGUCAUGAUUAACCAUAGUUUAUCUUUACACCUGAAUGUGGUUGUUGUGGCUUUUUCCCCGCCCCUCAUACUUCAGCCUUUUCUUCAGAUCUUGGCCUCCUGUCAGUUUUCUCACAUUCUCGGGGUGGCUCUCUGUGUGUGCGUGUUGCUCAUUUACAGCUAGCUUUGACUUUCAGAUGGGCAAUAGGAAAUGUUUUUGGAAUAAUUGUUUUGUAGAACGAAUGUUUGGUGAUUCGAAUCUAAGAAUAGGGGACUGACCUGGCUUGGGCCUGGUUGGAAUUGCUGCAAUAGUUGCUUUACUCUUGUUUCGUUUCUUCAGGUUAUGUACAUGGACGAGGAGCAUUUAUUUAGUGUGGAGCAGAUAACAGCUAUGCUGCUGACGAAACUGAAGGAGACGGCAGAGAAUAACCUCAAAAAGCCUGUCUCUGAUUGCGUUAUUUCAGUAAGUUAGCUCCAUUUAACCUUGGGUUUGUAUUUGUCUCCUCUUGUGCUGACCCUGUAGAAGCUUUUCAAUAUUUUGUUGUGCAGGUGUCUAUGCAACUUUGAAUAUUGAAUAUAACUGGACCCAGCGGGUGAUGUGGGGCUAUCUGAUGCUGCAGCAUCGGUGAAGCUAAGCAGGUGGAGAAUGAAAGAGAAACCUCUCUGGGACACCCACGUAAAUGUGGAGGCAUUGUUAAGAUGUGAAAAGAAAACAUUGCAUUUGGUUACUUAUAGAUCUAUAAGAGUAAUAUAUGAGUGUAAUUGAAAUAGGCAAGAGAUAAUGACAAGUACUAAUAGCACAUAUAUCAUGUAUUAGUGCAAAGUGGUGUGAAAUACUGUGGGCAGUAUCCAGCGUUCCUUUUCUGCCAAUGUAAGAGAGUUCCACUUGUGGAAUGAAACUUCCCCUCCUCUCCUCUUCCCUGCCCCCCCGCACCCUCAAAAUCAGCUAUAUUGGGGCAGGGGGACUUUCUGAAGCAGUUUCGGGACAGGCCUGUAGGAGAAGAGGAGGGGAAAAUUCCGUUGUACAAAGUGAGUUCUGCCUGUGGAGCAUUGGAUACAACCAAGACAUAAAAAAAUCAUACAGUAAACAUAUACACAAUGAUUACACUGGUCAACAACAAAUUUGUUGUCUGCAUUUUUUCAGUUGAUUUAGGACGAAUCUGAUGCGCUGAAUCCAAAAAUCACAUUGGUUUUGCUCAAUCAGGUCACGUUUUUGAGCUAUGGCCACAUGUAUUUUUUUACGUUUUUGUUCACGUGUACACUUGUGUGGAGCAUUUUAGAAGAAGUUGGUGGGGGUAAAAUGCCAUGUCGAAUAAUUGUUUUGAUUGGAAAUGAUUAUUUUAAUGACAAGAAGUAUUCAGGUCCGAUAGUUCUGAGUGAUUAUGUCGAAAAGGGAUCAGUUUGAAGUCAUAAAACCUCGAAAUCUUCCAUAAAUUGGUGCGGCAAGGCAUAAAGUUGGGGAAUCAAAGCUAAGUUAAUGGGGCAGCCGCCCCACAAAGUGUAUAGGAAACUCGAUGCCGAACUGUUGGCAUCCAGAUUGAAGGAAAAAAACCUCCUCUCUGACAGUGCUCGCAUCAGCUUCUUCCGCAACAGGCAUCAAGAGUACCUCCGUUUUUUCUCGGAAGAGAAGGACUUGGUGUACUGUGCAGAUAUUAUGCAGCUUCUGCUCAAGCUUGGAGUGCCACAGUACGAACCCAAAGAUUGGAGACUGUUCAUUGACAGCAGCAAGCGGUCACUGAAAUGUGUUCUGCUACACAACGGCAACCAGUUUGCCUCUAUACCCCUGGCUCACUCGACUACACUGAAGUAGAACUAUGAAGCGGUGAAGUAUGUGCUGGAGAAAAUUUGUUAUGAUCAGCAUAAGUGGUUUAUUUGUGUUGACCUGAAGAUGGUGAACUUUUUGUUGGGACAACAGUCUGCCUACACCAAGUACCCAUAUUUUCUGUGCAUGUGGGAUAGUAGGGACCAUGCUCAGCAUUACACGAAGAAGGACUGGCCUGUGUGGGAGGAAUUGGUGCCUUGCAAAGAAAGGAAUGUCAUCAACGACCCUCUGGUGGACAGAGACAGACUACUCUUCCCACCGCUGCACAUCAAGCUCGGCUUAAUCAAGCAGUUCACCAAGGCUCUGGACAAGGAUGGUGACUGCUUCACUUACUUGUGCCAGGCUUUUCCAGGAUUGACCAUGGAGAAGUUGAAAGCUGGCAUCUUUGACGGUCCUCAGAUCCAUCAGCUCAUCAGAGAUCCAGAGUUCGGAAAUUCAAUGAACGAAGUGGAACUGGAAGCGUGGAAGGCAUUUUUUCUGGUAGUGAAGAACUUUCUUGGCAACAAUAAGGCCAGAAACUACGCAGAACUUGUCAACAACAUGCUGACUGCUUUCAGAAACCUGGGCUGCAACAUGAGCGUCAAGAUGCACUACCUAUUUUCACAUAUGGACCGGUUUCCUGAGAACCUGGGUUCAAUGAGUGACGAGCGGGGGAGAGAUUCCAUCAGGACAUGAAAGAGAUGGAGACCAGGUAUCAGGGUCGCUGGGACGCAGUCAUGAUGGCUGACUACUGUUGGACUCUGAAGAGAGACCUCCCUGCCGCUGAGCAUUCCAGGAGUUUUAAGAAACGGAAGUUCAAGCCCUGACGUUUGAAAAAUAGUGAAGCGACAUGCAAUUUACGUGUACUUACCUUUAUCAAUGCCCACCAUUCAGUAUACAGUAAUCAAUGUUUCUAUCAGGUAAUCAAUAUAUGUUGCUGGAAAAACAUUUUUUCUCUUAAAAACAUAUUUAGGAUGAUAUGUGUUGACAAAAAUCAGCUGAUAAUGCCACAAAAAUGUAAUCGAUUUUGUCACAAGAUCUGAUUUUUUCAAAUCAACACAGCACAAAAACCUGACCUGAUGGAGAGAAACGGAUGCCAUUUCCUGAUUCAGCAGUGCAAAAAUACCCUAAAUCAGUUGUAGAAAUCUAGACAACAUUCAAAAAGUAAAAAAUUGUUACCCAGUGUUAUGAAUUCCUAAUAUAAGGCUUUUAAUUAAUUAUACAUUCGCAUGGAUAGUUGGCAAAAAAAAAAAAGAAUUAAUUCUACAUCAUAAACCACCAACGUGUGUUUUAAAAUUGGGUGGCUUAUGUUGAAGACUUAAAGGGAGCUGAUUUUUGCCAGCUUUCCAUGAAUUUAUAAUUAUGCAAACGUGUUAUGUAAAUGUAUUAUAUUGCAUGUUGCUACAGUGUGCCAUUCAUUUUAAAAUAACUGCAGAAGUGUGAGAAUAUGCAUUUUAAAACAUUUAUAUCCCAUCCUAUUGUGUGCUAACUUUUAUUUGCUUGGUAUUUAUGUACUUAAGCAUAGGUUGGGGUGAAGUGUUUUUUUGUUUGGUAAUAUUGAAUUUAUUCUGUGUUUGCUAAAUUGUUGACUUUCAUUAUUUUGAAUUUACUGACGUGUUUUGUAUCUUGUAUAUUUGUGUUUCCAAUGUUCUCUAUUUUGAUGUUUUGAAUGUGUGCUGUAAUCCACUAUGGGCACAGCUAGUUGAGGAAAAGUCACAUCUUAGUAAAAUCAAUCGGUCUUCUCAACAUGUUACUCAAUGCAAUGUCCUUGCUGAAAUCAGCCGUCAGGGUUGCACUGGGGCGGCGAAUGAGAAGCCAACUUAGUAGCCAGGGCUGAAACAAUGUGCCUUUAAAUUACUGCAAAAGAAGCCCAGAGAGAUUGUAUUUUAAAAACAAACUAGCAGGACUUUUGGUAACCCUCCAUACCUCUAUGUGAUCGCUUCCCCUAGGUUCCAACUUUCUUCACUGAUCCUGAAAGGAGGUCUCUGCUGGAUGCUGCUCAGGUUGUGGGCUUGAAUUGUCUCAGGCUCAUGAAUGAUAUGACAGCAGGUGGGCCAAUGAAAUUUACUUCCUGUUUACGUAGAACAAAGUGUCUCUUCUCACGAUUAUAGCCACGCCUACCGUCGAUGCGAAAGCAUAUUGUGAAAAUGUGCUGUCCGGGCAUGUAAAUUUUCCCAGCAGAUGUGUAAGCUCAGAAAACUGCUUCUGGAGUUCAUAAGGGCAUUAGGUGUCAGCUAAUAACCAAUUUAUCAAGGCCGCAUGGUUGGGGAUGGUGAAGGGAAAAGGCAGACUGCAACUAUUCAUCUUUUCUGCUACAUUUCUGAGUAAGCGAACUUUGCUGUCUUAAGUGUAUGCCAGGGUUGAAUGCAGCGUCGCCUCCCCAGCUGGAAGUGCCAUUGACUUUCUAGCUGUCGUAAGCAGCUUUGACUUAACAUCAAUGGUUUGUCUUUUCCCAGUGGCCCUGAACUACGGGAUUUACAAGCAGGACCUUCCAGCUCCGGAAGAGAAACCACGAUUGGUGGUGUUCAUAGAUAUGGGCUACUCGGCAUUUCAAGUCUCCGCCUGCGCUUUUAACAAGGGUAAAGUGAAGGUAGGCAGAGCCUGAGGGGCCGAUAUGAGCAGACCUGUGGGCAAACUCAUUUCCGGGAAUGUGGAUGCAGAACGUCGAAAACUGGAAAGGCGAGGAGAAAAGCUCUAUGCAGAGUGUUGCAAACAGGACAGAAAGCAAGCAGCAUGUGGUCAACUGGGGCCAGAGGUCUGAGUGGUUCAGCUAGGAGCGGUGCAUCAGGCAGGGCUAAGCCGCAGCAGGAGCGUCCUGGCUGCAGGGCUGCUGCUACUUCCCACGAAGGGGAGAGGGAGGUGACAAGUGAGGUCAGGGCUGCCUUUGUAUCGGUGUAAUGUGGACAAUGGGAUAAAUAACACAAUGCUUAGUCUCGUGUCUUGAGGAGCACACCCCCCAUAUCUGGAUGUUCUGAGAUAAGAGACCAGGUGCACUGGGUUACCAUAGCAACAGAGGUCGGGUGUGUGACUGCUGAGUCAUUCACCCUCCCAUUGGCUCAGGGAUGUAGAGACAGGUAUAAUAGUCUCUGGGGCAUUGCUUUCAUUGGGUCCAGUUACAUCUCCUGGUGCUGUCCUGGUCUGACUCUGAAUCUGUGAGAGUCAGGAAAAGGCUGUGGGUUUUGCACAGCAGCGUUGGCUAGCAUGGCAAUUGUGUCAGCAGAUCUCUCUGUACAUACGUAUACAGUGGUACCUCGGGUUACAUACGCUUCAGGUUACAGACUCUACUAACCCAGAAAUAGUGCUUUAGGUUAAGAACUUUGCUUCAGGGUUUGAACAGAAAUUGCGUGGCGGCGGCAGGAGGCCCAUUAGCUAAAGUGGUGUUUCAGGUUAAGAACAGUUUCAGGUUAAGAGCGGGCCUCUGGAAUGAAUUAAGUACUUAACCCGAGGUACCACUGUAUUUAAUUCAGAAACCAGAAGAACUGUAUAUAGUAAAUAGCUGUCUUGCUCCUGAAGACAGUGAUCACUUUGUUGCUUUGCACUGUGUGGGAGAGGAGUUUUCCCCUCAACUAGGGACUCUGGAAGAAGCUGUCUGCUGGGAGCAGGAAAACCCUGAAGACUCUACUGAGGCUCUGCAUACUGGGACGAUACAUCACACGGGUUGCGGUGUGGUGAACUACCAACUGGCUUGCACAAGUCACUAACAGUGGGCGUGUUGACGGGAGUGCCAGAUCGGCUCUGUUGGUGUACCUGCACAACUCCAACCUCCCCCUCUCCCAGGGAAUGGCAGUGGCAUCACUGAUGGGCUGUUUAUUGCUACAGCUCCACCCCAUCUGGUGAUCCACUCCUGUCCUUUCCAUUCAUCCUUCCGCCAAGUUACCUGUCCCCAGUGUUCAGCAUGAUGUGGCCAAUGAGCACACUCCACUCCCAUUGGACAAUCCUGGGGUUCCCUCCACCUCUUUGCUUUAGUUGUGCUUCUGUAAAUUUUGUGGGUCUUUUGUGUAUCUGUAUUGUACGUUUCGGCCACUUGAGCAACUGCGCUCACACCGGAACUUCGGAAAUAGACGGAAUGAUGGAAUCUUACCCAUGAAUUAUGCCUGCUUGAUUUGAGUAUGUUCUCCCAAGCUGGCCCUAAACUGGUCCUGCCUGUGUUGAUUUAGCAUGCACUGGGAGCUCUGCGUAUGUUUGUACAUGGAUGUCAAUGUUAUGAUUAGACAACGCUGGUUGGUAGUGCCGUUUGCUUAGCCUUCGUAUCAAUAGUCAUUUCAUUCCAGGUUUGAAUGACGGUGCUAUGUAGGGCAGCUAACAUUGCCUUCUUUUCUUCCAACCAGGUGCUUGGCACAGCUUUUGAUCCUUUUCUGGGCGGAAAAAGCUUUGAUGAAAAACUAGUGGAUCACUUCUGUGCUGAAAUAAAAGCCAAGUACAAACUGGACCCCAAAUCUAAAGUACGGGCCCUUCUUCGUUUAUACCAGGAGUGUGAGAAGCUGAAAAAACUAAUGAGCUCAAACAGCACAGAUAUCCCACUUAAUAUUGAAUGCUUUAUGAAUGAUAUAGACGUGUCUGGAAAGAUGAAUAGGUGAGAGAUCCCUCUGAUGCGGUUCAAUUAUACUGGAAAGAAUAGAUUGCAUGGAAACCUUUGAACAAAAAGACAAACAAGAGAAGGUUUAUACUUCAUAGGAAGCACGUCAGAUAUAGUUCUACGUUACAGUUCUGUCACCACAAGGAUUUCUGCUUGCCCUGUGGGGCGUUCUUCCCCCUGCACACCCCCUAAAUCUGUCCUAGGGGUUCCCCCAACCCUCUGGAGCAGAUUUGGGGAAGGUGCAGGGUGCACACAGUGGCAGGAAGAGGAGAGGAAAUUGUGCAAGCGGAAGUCUUUGCACUUGCGGGAUGCGGUAGCUGAAGGCCAUCCUUUGUAAAAAGUGUGAAGUAGCCUUUUCUAGGCAUGCACAGGAGCUACUAAUGGAGGCACCAGUGAACUGUCCUUAUCCUUGUCUUGACCAGGCACAGGAGUGUCGUGCCCAGUGAGGUGGCGCUGCAGUGCUAGCUUCCAGGCAAUGGUUUUGCUUACCAAGGAGGAGAGAAGUUUGUGGGGGUGCCAGCUCACCCGCAGGAGCUCCAGAUCAACUUCACUGCACAACUCCAGCCUCCUUGCCCCACCCUUCCUCCUGCUAAGUGGAAGUAACUGCCAUUAAGUCUAAACGUAACAGUAGCACCCCUGUCUUUCUCCCCUUUCAAGUGAAAGCUCUCAAGACUCUGUCUCCAGCCACAAUAUGUGAAUGUGCAUUUGCCAUCAAACACCUGCUUUGGGGAGCUCCUUCCUUCCCAUUUUGUCCCUAGUUCACUGGUGCAGAAGAAAAGCUUUCUCUCGCUUUUGAACCAACCAAGGCGAUCAGGGUUGAGCAAUCGCCACAGACUGCCUUGCUUGAACUCCAGGGAAGCCUCAGCCCUCGGUUUCCCUUUGUGUUUUUUCUGCCUAGAUCCCAGUUUGAAGAAAUGUGUGCUGACCUCUUGCAAAAAAUAGAGCUUCCCCUUCGUUCCUUGAUGGACCAGACUCAGCUCAAAGUGGAGGAUGUGCACGCUGUGGAAAUUGUUGGCGGAGCCACGCGCAUGCCAGCUGUCAAAGAGAAGAUCGGGAAGUUCUUUGGCAUGGACGUGAGCACCACACUGAACGCCGACGAGGCUGUCGCAAGAGGCUGUGCCUUGCAGGUGCGUGGGCAACAACCUCCUUCUGGGAGAUGGGUCUCUUGGCUUCAGCUGGUCCACAUUUUGGGGGUGCCUUUGGAAGGGAGCAUUUCUGCUGGAGAAGUGGCGGGUGGUGGGACCUUAACCCACCCAGCAUCGUUCUGCUCUAAAUUUCCCCCACCCUGCCGGCAGCUUUCCCUCCACAGGUUAAAAACAAGUACUUAUUAAUUACAUGUAUGCUUCCAAAACAAGUCGUGAUAUCAUGUUGAAUCUGUCUGGAUAUAUGUACCUGGCAACUGAUUUUAGUGUUGUCUGGUUUUGUUUGAAUGAUGUAAUUCUGUUUCCUUUAAUGGUCACCCACUUUCUCACGGCCACGCAUCUCAAGUGAUGCGAGUUUCCCAGAAAAAAAUUUUUUGCCUCAUUGGGAAACUUGUCGCUCCUAUCUUUAGUAAAUGAAACUUCAAAUGUUUGAUGCUUCCAAACUUGCGUUACGUGGCAUUUGUGGUUGGCAUCCAUUUAUUGUUGCUCUUGAGCUUACAAAAGGAAAAUUUUUAUGCGGAAAAACUAAAAAAGUCCUGGGAAAUUUUUCCCCCCAUCCUACCUCACCGGUUAUCCUCAAGUUGUAUGACAAAUCCGUAGCUUCUGAAUUAACGUACUAUCUCAUGUGUAUAUUUAUUGUUUAUUUAAUGCUGUUUAUAGACCGUUUUUCAGGCAGACCUCAGUAAUUUUCAUGAGAUUGACACAAAAAUAAGCAUUCCUUUUUAUUUCUGAAAAAAAAAGUUCAAAUAAAAUGAAACAGGUGACUUGUUUGUGUAGAAGAUGCUGUUUCUACUUCUGUCCUCAAGAUAAGCUGGUCCUUUUUUUUGUUUGUUAUAUAAUAACUUAAUUCCAGGUAACGUGUCUCACUAGGAUUACAUCGCAAAUUGGUUUUGCUGUUACAGCUUCUGCACAUAAAGAUGCUUCCUUGUCUCUGAUGUUUAGUCUCUUCUGUUUGGCUAAACCAGUAGCACAUCCCACUGUUUCUUCCUCACAUCUUGCUUUCUCUGAGCUAAUGGAUAGACUUUAACUGGGGGGAGGUUUCUAAUUCCAUCUUUUUAUCUCUUAGUGUGCAAUUCUGUCUCCAGCUUUUAAAGUUCGAGAAUUCUCCAUCACUGAAUCCGUUCCGUUCCCAAUAUCACUGCUGUGGAGCACAGAGUCUGAAGAUACUGAUGGGUAAGAAACACCCCCCCCCCCAAAAAAAAUAUUUCCUGUUCUUGCACAACUGACCUCCUAAUGUUAACGUGCAACUCCGGUUGGGGCUAGCCAGCUGCACAAUUGGGGCCUGCAUACCUUGGAUUUUACAGAUAAGACCUCAUUGUGUGUUGUACCCCACAUGGGUACAGCUGGUGAUGUCGAAGGCAGGGCAGCUCUGUUGGGAUUUGGGAAGCGCUGUACCUCAUUGAUAGAGCAUCUGCGUUUUGUGCAGAAGGUCCCCUGUUCAGUCUUCAGGUAGGACUGGGAGAGAUUCUCUCUGAAACUCUGGAGAGCUGCUGCCGGUCAGUAGACAGGGUUGAGUUAGAUGGACCAGUGGUCUGACUCUGUAUAAGGCAGCUUCCUAUGUUCCUGGAUAGGAAGAUAUACUUUAGAUGAUAUUGGUGAGAGAGUUACCAAUCAAGUCCUGAAAUAAAUAGCUCCUAGAUAUUAAAGUCAUACCUACGGGACCGCCUCUCCUGGUAUGUCCCACGGAGGACCUUAUGGUCUUCAAAAAAAAACAUCUUGGAGGUCCCGGGCCACAGGGAGGUUAGACCGGCCUCAACCAGAGCCAGAGCUUUUUUGGCUGUGGCCCCGAUCUGGUGGAACGCUCUGUCACAAGAGACUAGAGCCCUGCGGGACUUGAUAUCUUUCUGCAGGGCCAGCAAGACAGAGCUGUCCAACCAGGCCUUUGGCCAAGGCACAAUCUGACCCCCUCCUUUGGUAAUCCUCACAGAACUGUAGCCCAAUGGUUGCCAUUAUUUUGCUUCUGAUUUGAUUUUAGGAUGAAUUGAUUUUAGAAUGUAUUUCAAUUAAUUGAUUGUGACUUUAUAUAAAUGGUGUUACUUUUACUGUUGUUAGCCACUCUGAGCCCAGCUUUGGCUGGGGCGGGUGGGAUAUAAAUAAGUUGUUUUUUUAAUUAUUAUUAUUAUUACUAUGUGCAAUACACAUUUUACAGAAGGUCAGGUGUGGUGGGCCAGUUGCAAUCUACUGUAAGGUUGGCUUCAAAAUAAUACGGAGGUCUAACUUGUUCUCCCUCUCUUUUGUUUUGACUGUAGAAUUCAUGAAGUGUUCAGCAGGCAUCAUGCAGCCCCUUUUUCCAAAGUCUUGACUUUUUACAGAAAGGGCCCAUUUGAACUCCAAGCUUUCUAUUCUGAUCCCGGUGGCACCCCCUACCCUGAGAAAAUGAUUGGUAAGUGAAUGUUCCCUUCUCAGCCAAUAUACCGGUUGCUGGAAAACACAGAAGGGGAACGGGCUCUUGUGGUCGAAUCCUGCAUCUGGUUGGUCACUCUGAGGAGGACAGGAUGCUGGACUAGAUAGGCCACUGGCCUGAUCCACCAAGUUCUUAAGAUUUCAAUCCUUGGCAGUGUUUAGCCGUAUAAAAUUGGCAUUGCUAGUCCGAUAAUGGCCUAGUACACACAUAAUGUUAAACUCUGGUUAAUAUGACUGUGCAAUUGCUGUGUCAUGAUAGAAAGACAAAAUCAGAGCCUCACGUGGCAUUACUUGCAGUUUCCCACCAAACCAACCAUGACUGGAAACCAAGAUUUGUUCUUGGCUUAUUGUUCAUCAUUUCUUUGGCUGAAACAAACCACCAGCCCUGGUUUGCAUGUAGCACCAAGCCUUGCUCUGGUUUGUUUGCUCCUUAGCAUGGCAACAGCAGGAGUGGGAAACGAGUGAAGUAAGAGCUUUUUGGCAACAUGCGCCAACAUGCCGGUUUACAUUAAACCAUUUUUAACUGUGGUUUAAUACUUUGCACAAACCAGGGCAUUGGCAGAUUUGUAUCUCUGGCUGUGUGGUAUACUGCAGAAAUGUUGCACAAAGUUCCUUUUUUAAAAAAGAAAAGAAAAAGUAGCACUGGAGUUUUGUGUACACACCCAGUAUUUUUUUUAACAUUGCAGCGCCGACUGGUUGUGUCAGUGUUGUUGAAACAAUAACGAUAAUUGCAAUGGAGUUUCAUGCCCACUCAUGUCAUUGGAUCUAGUAAUGUUGGCUUCAGCUCUUAAGCAUUAAAAGUCCUAGACAGUUUGAAAAAUUUUCCAUCCUUUUUUAGUCUUGCGUCUCUCGAUAGUUGAGGGCCUUCUAGAAAUGGCGUGGUUUGGGGGAUAAUUUACGACUCCCGUGCUUAACUUUGGGACCACUCUCUUGUUUAAAGGCAAAUACGUUAUCCAGAAUAUCGCAGCCCAGAAUGAUGGGGAGAAAACUAAAGUCAAGGUCAAAGUUCGCAUCAAUACUCAUGGCAUAUUUAGUGUCUCUACUGCGUCUAUGGUGGAGCAGAUGAAAGAGGAAGAGAAUGAAAAUCACAGUGUUGAGGCUGUAGUAGAUGCUCAGAAUCAAAAACCUUCAGAGGAGGACAUUAAUGUAAGUUGGGUUCUUCACCUGGAAUACACGGCCAUCCUUCAGUGGUAGGGGCACAUUUCUUUCCGUGCGGAAGGGCUGGGGUUCAGUCCCUGACACAGCCAAUUAAAUAGCUCAGAUAGCUGUUCCCUUUGUGUGACCCUGGAGGACCAUUGCCAGUCAAAACAGAUGAUAUAUAAGGCAGAUUCCUAUGUACGUCUGGUUGGAAAACUUUAAAAUUACUUGAGAGGAAGCAAGCUUUUCAUUGUUCUAUUUUCUUUUUCUAUAAGAUGGGAAGGGAGGUAUUUCUACAGCCUCAUGGGGAAAAUUAGGCUGUAUAAACACUGUACCUUUAAAGCACACACACAGACACCCUGAGAAUUCUGGGCACUGUAGUUUAAGGGUUCCUUGGAAUUUUAACUAUGUGAGAAGUGAAUUCUUCAAGGGAAAGAAUGUUGUUCAAAGGUAUAAUGUGUAUGCAGCCAUAGAAAUGGUGUGGAAUGCCUUCCAUCAGCUUCAGCUGGUGGCCCAGCUCUGCCCAUCUGGAUAGCCUAACUACUGUUGCCUACGCUCUAGUAACCUCUAGGUUAGAUUAGUGCAAUGUGUUAUAUGUAGGGCUGCCUUUGAAGAUGGUUCAGAAACUUCAGCCUGUGCGGAACUUGGCAGCCAGGUUACUCACGGGGACAAGAUGGUUUGAGCCUAUUAUACCAAUCCUGGCCCAACAGCACCAGCUGCCAGUUAGUUUCGGGCCCAAUUCAAAGUGCUGCUUUUGACCUAGAAAGCCUUAAAUGACUCAGAACCACAGUAUCUCAAGAGCCACCUCUCCCCCUAUGACACUGCGAUCAUCACCUGAGGCCCCUCUUUGUGUGCCGCCUCCUGAAGAGAUCCAGAAGACAGCAACACAAGAAGGGGCCUUUUCCAUGAUGGGUCCCCAGUUGUCAAACGCUCUUCCCAGGAAGGCUCACUUGGCAGCUUCAUUACUUACCUUUCGGCUCCAGGGGAAAAUGUUUCUCUACAACCAGGCCUUGGGGCUGAUGAACAUUCUGUGGCCUUUUAAAUACAGUGGUGCCUCGCAAGACGAAAUUAAUCCGUUCCGCGAGUGUCUUCGUCUAGCGGUCUUUUCGUCUUGCGAAGCAACCCUAUUAGCGGAUUAGCGCUAUUAGCGGUUUAGUGGCUAUUAAAGGCUUAUCGGCUUAGCUGCUAAAAGGCUAUUAGCGGCUUAGCAGCUUAGAAAAAGGGGGGGGAAGUGAAAAAAAAUCUCAAGACUCGCAAGACAUUUUCGUCUUGCGAAGCAAGCCCAUAGGGAAAUUCGUCCUGCGAAGCAACUCAAAAACGGAAAACCCUUUCGUCUAGCAGGUUUUCCGUCUUGCGAGGCAUUCGUCUUGCGGGGCACCACUGUACGUUUGUGGGAAGGGAGUGUUUACUGGAUUUUGUUUUAUUGUGUAUUGCAUGUUCUCAUUUUGAAUUAUGUUGUGAACUGCCCUGUGAUCUUUGGGUGAAGGGCGAUAUACAAAUUCAAUAACUAAUAUAUUCACAUUAAUAAUUAUUAUAAAUUGUGCUAUAGUACGCAAUUCACCUAUCAGAUUGGAUCAUCUCUUUAGAGUUGUUCCAAUAAUUGGGAUGGCUACUUGGAUUUGAAUUUCCAUCAGCCUCAGUCAGGGAUGCUGGGCAUUUUAGUGUAACAACAUCUGGACGACUGCAAAUGAUUUCUCUCUGGCAAAAUGCUUAUUUGUGAUGCACUCACAAGUGACACAUUUACUUUUAAUCAUAAUAAUAAUGUUUUGGAAAGCUUCUUGCGGUAUCUUGUUUACAGCCUGUGUGUUAUCAAGCAUUAAAUUUUUUGUAGAUUCUUACUGAAUCCAUGUACAUGUCCUGUUCACAUCACUUGUGCCUGGGAUCCCAUUUCAGAACUUUAUCCAGCAGGGCAAUCAUGAGGCUGGAGCUCAGCCCCAGGUACAAACAGAUGGUCUGCAGACGUCACAGUCUCCCCCUUCUCCUGAGACUCCCUCUGAAGAAAACAAAAUCCCAGAUGCCAGAAAAGUGAGUGACCCUUUAAUGCCUUCCGCUGAAGGAAAAGUAGAAAUUCAAUUAACUCGGUAUAAAAGUAAUCUCCCUUCAAAACACUAGAAGCAACCUGGUGCUCCUGGCAACGUGUGUUGGCAGGAUCAAGGUCGCUUGAGAUUGUGCGAGAACUUUAAAAACAGAUUUUCUGAGAAACGCCUGCCAAUCUGGCAUGUGUCAAUGUUCUUUCUCUGCUGUCCGCCCCAGGGAAACGAAAAGAAGAACGACCAGCCUCCCGAAGCGAAAAAGCCCAAGAUGAAAGUGAAGAAUGUCGAGCUGCCUAUUGAGGCGAACUUGGUCUGGCAGCUCGGAAGAGACCUGCUCAACAUGUACAUUGAAACGGAGGUGUGUGAAAUGAGGGUCAGGCAUUGUAUAUACAGAUAGCAGUCACAACCUCUGAAUGGUAGACCUUAAGUUGCUAAGAUGGUACCACCCACGCACAGAGUGGGGAGGAGGUAUUGGCAUGCUCAAAGAAACCUAAGAGGGCAAAAUCCGUAAACAACCCUAUGAGGGCUAUGCAUGCUCAGUGGGUACCAUAGCCGGGGUGGUGGUGGUGGAAUGGGCACUGGCCAGAAGCACUCCACACAUCCUUUUUUGUUGUUGCAGGUCCCACUUGUCUUAAUCUCAGGCCCCAUCUGCAUUAUACGUCUAAGGCUCGGUCAUACAACUUUGGGCUUCCCCAAAAAAAUCUUGGGAACUGUCGUUUGUUAAGGAUUCUGAGAGCUGCUGGGAAAGUCCUGUUCCCCCUCACAGAGCUCCAAAUUCUCAGAGUGGCUUUAGCGAUUAGUCCCUCUUCCCAGGAAACUGAGAAUUUUAGCUCUGUGAGGGGGAAUAGGAGUCUCCCAACAACUCUCUUAACAAACUCAGUUCCCAAGAUUCUUUGGAAAAUUCUUAUAUCAAUUUCUAUAAGAAUGUAUGGGAGUAUAUUACAUUUUUUUUGUUUGUGUAAGUACAUCUUUGUUCUCUUCUCCCACCCCCCACUUUCUCACCUUUUUCUCUCUUUCACUAUUUCUUUAUAAUAGAAAUUCUUGCAAUAAAAGAUUAAUAUUAUAUUGGUGGCUAUUUAAAAAAUGUGAAUAAAUUAAAAGCUUUACAGUACUGCAUUUGUUUCACUAAUAUUUACAGUAUUGUAAACAAAGUCUUGGAAGGGCCUUUGUGUUUCAUUUUGCCAAGUAUAGUUACCUGGUCUUCAGAAUCUGAUGAUUUAAUGUAAUUGUUUUUGUUAAUCAAAUAGGGCAAGAUGAUUAUGCAAGACAAACUGGAGAAGGAAAGGAAUGAUGCAAAGAAUGCAGUUGAAGAAUAUGUUUAUGAUUUCAGAGACAAGCUAUCCGGACCAUAUGAGAAAUUUGUGUGUGAGCAGGUACUUACUUUAUUUAUUCAGCAUAUUUCUGUACCACCCUUAAUCAAGAAUGCCUCUAAGAUAGAUAGCAAAAUGUAAGUUAAGUACUGUAGAUAUUCAUCAAACAGUGGCUUCAUAUAUUUAGCGUAUCGUAACGCCUAUCCCAACUAGUUUCCAAAAUAUUAUAAAUUCCACAAACGGGGUGGAUUUCAGCAGCUCUUGGUACAUUUGACUGUAAAAGUAACAAGUAGAUUAAUUGGUACCAGUAUCAACACAUGUGUAAAAUUAUUUCUAGGAAGCUUUUUGAUAGUCGCUUUGUCAGAGUUUCCCUCAAAUUCAAGGUGGUUGAUUUUUAAAUCUUGGCAAUCAAAAUCUCCUUUCUUUAUGUUGGCUGCCUCGACAGCAAGGUGAGGAAACUCUUAAAAUCCAAGGGCUGCCUUCUGUCCUGGGGGGCGGUAUAUGCCCAAUGGUAUAUGCCCAAUUCCUGCUUGGCAGGGGGUUGGACUCGAUGGCCCUUGUGGUCUCUUCCAACUCUAUGAUUCUAUGAUUCUAUUCUAUGGUUGGAGGAGGCAACAGAUGACAUGUCACAUGACAGUCAGCGUUUUUCCAGCCCCCCACCCCCAUGUUUCUCCAUCCCGGCAAGCAAAGGGCAUUCUUGUAAUUCAUUGAUCACAGGCACUCAAGAGAGUGUGGCAUGGGGGGGCGUUGCUUGGGGAGAGUUGUGUGGGUCAGAGAGAGGGGCCUGCUGGGUUGCAUUCAGCCCCUGGGUCUGCUCUGGAGCAUCAAGAGUUUAAGGGGGUGCAGAUGGGGCUUAAAGGCCCAGUAGGGAAAGGAGAUCAGCAAUUGGAGGCCCAACCCAGUCUUUAAGAAAUGGUCCCUAGCAGGACUCUGGUUAUGAAUGUAGAAGCUAGUGAGGUAGGGACAAGGAGUGUUAAUCUACUUGUGAGGUUGAAGGGGCUCGGCCUGCCACUCUCCAUUCCGUUUAGAGCCAUGGUUCCCAACAUGGGGCACACGCCCCCACAGGGGGGCAAUUUGAUUUUUAAGGGGGGCAAUUUGGAAGCUUGUUUAUACCAAGUUAAUGGCCUUUAAGGCUUCUUCCACGUGACUAGGAGUUCACUUUUUGAAUAAUCUGAAUUAUAUGUCACCGGGGGGAGGGGGGCACCAGGAUUUUAGAGAUGCUUAGGUGGGGCAUACCAAGAAAAGGUUGGGAAACACUAGAGAGCCAGUGUGGUGUAGUGGUUAAGAGCGGUGGACUCGUAAUCUGGUGAACCGGGUUCGCGUCUCCGCUCCUCCACAUGCAGCUGCUGGGUGACCUUGGGCCAGUCACACUUCUCUGAAGUCUCUCAGCCCCACUCACCUCACAGAGUGUUUGUUGUGGGGGAGGAAGGGAAAAGAGAAUGUUAGCCACUUUGAGACUCUUUCGGGUAGUGAUAAAGUGGGAGAUCAAAUCCAAACUCUUCUAUUGAAGCUCAGAGGAUCUUUUUGCCUUGAGAAGUCAUUCAUUGCAGGAGGGGGUUGUAUUGUGUCAAGGCUUUCCCCAGAUACACGGCGUGUGAGCUGGCUUCCACAUUUACUGGAAAACCUCUUAAGUUUUCCCAGAACACUUAGGACUCCUUCUUUCUCUCCUCAACAACAAUCCGUCAAGAUUGUGUGGCUUUAUUUUGCACCAGUUAACAUUUUGACUUGUUUUGUAAAGUUUUCCCGGUAGCAGGGGGGUGGGUUGGCACAAUCUCGAAAACGUAUUCUUGGGACUUUUGCUUAGGAUCGCCACCGCUUCUCCGCGCUGCUGUCAGAGGUAGAGGACUGGCUAUACGAGGAAGGAGAGGACCAGCCUAAACAGGUCUAUAUGGACAAACUGGCUGAGUUAAAGGUAUGGUUACUUUCAUGAUGUGGGUGGUGUGAAAGGAAGAGUUGUUGUGGGUUGAUUAAAUUCCUUUCGGGUCAGAACAAUCCUUGCAACUGCGUAAGGCUCAAUACAGUCUCCCAUGUAUUCUUCUGCUGUAGAUUUUAUCAGUGGGUUACAGCAAGUAUUUUUUUCAGACCCAGGCCCCACUUUUAACCCAAACAUGCAUUUGGGGAACUAUUUUUUAAUCUUUUACCAAAUAGUUGCAUGGUGGUUCCAGCCCACCAGUUUGAAAACCCAGUUUAUUAGAGAAAGUAUAAUUUAUCCCAUUAUGAGGUGGUGUUCUGGUCGACCCUUAAGAAACCAUAUGAAUAUCUUCCUGGGUUCAGGGGCUGUCUAAUAAUUCUGUUACUGGGAUAGGUGGUGGCAAUAUAUCUGAACAUUGGAACAUUCAUUCACUCAUUUUAUUUGUAAAUUUGCUUUUACGCACACACAAAAUCCUGCUCAAAGCAGUUUACAACAAAGAAGCAGGGGUGCAUUUCAACCAAACACUACAAAAACAGAAUUUCAUAAUAACAUAGCCAAUCAAAAAAUAUAAUAACCAAAAAACCACAUUUCAAUAGUCUGCAUCUCUCAGACCUGCUUUGAUUAAUUCAUUACUAUUCGCCUUUACAGCUGGUCCUCCUGCAGCUGUGAUUUCUGUAUUACUUUAUAUUUUGCCAUUUAUUUAAUGGUUAGUCAACCGUAAUAAACAUUUGAUUUAUUAGAUUUGGGGGGAGUUAGAAGAGACUUUAGGGGGCAGGAAGAUCCAGUGCAAGGGGCCAAAGACCUUUUCGUAGGCAUUUUAGGUGGUAGAUAAGCCAUCUAAAUGUUUCCUUGAAUGUAUGGUGAAUCAUUCUGGUCUCUCUAGAAAUUUGGGACUCCCAUUGAAGCAAGGUAUCAAGAAGCAGAGGAACGACCAAGGUUGCUGGAUGAGUUGCAGCAUAAAGCACAAAACUAUGCCAGGAUUACUGACGAAUACAGGAAGAAGGUGUGUGUGAUAUCACUGAGAGCGAAUUUGAUGUGUUGUUGCUACUUGUUCAGUUGAUUUAUAUCCCACUUUUUGACUAGUCUUCAAAGCAGCUAAUAACUUAGAAUUAUAAAUAUGUUUGUAAAAAAUGUACACCCACAAAGCUGGAUGCAAGAAUUAAAAGCUGCAAUGCGCAACAAUUAAGACAUAGAUUAAAGCAUUUAAAAAAUAAGAUAUUAGAGCAGCAUUUAUGGUCCAAAAGGUCUCCUAAAAUAAAACCAUUUUAGCCUAUCUGAAACUUAGUGAGAAUGGUGGCUGCCUGAUAUCUAAUAAGAGAAAGUUGGGCCCACAACUGAUGGGAGUUGUAGUCCAAAACAUUUGGGGAAACCUCUGAGAUACUUUUCUUAUAUGGUGAUUUUCAUUCAGCCACUAGCCCAGCAAAAACUGCAAAGUUGAAGACAACAAACCAGUCUUCCACAUUAAUAAUAUAUUUGAUUUUAUUUGGUAAUGGCCAAAAAUUCAGUAUGGUUUUAAGGCCAGAUAAGCAUUUUUAUUUAAUUUCCAUGUCCCAUCAAAAUUUUCCAGCUUCAUGAAGACAUCACAUUUUGUCAUAAAGCAAAUUCCCCAUAUCUUCCUUCCAAAACUGUCAUUAUCACAAACUAAUCUUAAUGCAAUAUGAAUUCCUUUUUAUUUCGGAAAUAAUUAAUCUUAAAAGCUUCCCCCCAGCAGAAUUAUUACACACACACACACACCUGGUCAACCAAAAAUUAGAAACAAACAAGGGAAAAUGUUUGAAUCAAAUAUUGGCUGCCUGAUGUAACUUGUAUGUCAGCGUCAUAAAUCCUGUUUCUAGUUGAGAGUUUGGCAAUCUUUUGGCAGAGCUGGCCCAGAGUAACCUCAGAAAACUCACUGACUGAUCAUAUACCCAUUAUCCCUUGCAUGAUUUUUAGCGAAGUGCAGAGUUCAGGCAUGAAUCUUUCUGUACUUUUAUAUAUAGCCAAUAACUGAUAAUUUAUAUUUCACCAUAAAUGGUUAUAUAGCCCAAUCUUGUUUCUUACAUAGGAGGGUGUAAAAUGUAAGGAAGACCAUUGGCCAUGUAUUUGCCAGAUCUUAGAGUAGUUUUCACACAAUGUGGGCCAGACACACAACUCCCCUCUUUACAUGAGUCCCAAAAUGGGAGAAGAGGAAGCGCUCAUUAUUCACACUUUCCUGUUUAUCCCGUUUGAGGGGAUUAUGCAAAGCAGCACUUAGUUCAGGGAUUGGCAACCUUUAGCCGAAACAAUAGCUGACAGCCACAUCAGACGUUCAGCUUACGAAAAGCGUUUGAAAACCAGAACACUUACUUCCGCGUUCUUGGUUGCCAGGAACCAAGGUUCAUAACUGACAUCCUAGGUUAAGCAUCAGAUAUAGGAUAUUACUUGUUCAUCAGCUUGAGGAUGCCAGGGAAAACAUAAUCUCCAAUGUACUGCGUUAUUCUGUGUUUCAGAAUGAGAAGUACCUCCAUAUUGACGAAACUGAGAUCAACAAAGUAGAAAAAUGUGUCCGUGACACAAUGGAAUGGCUACACAACAUUCGGAACGCCCAAGCAAAGCAAAGUCUAGAUCAGGAUCCUGUCGUGCGUGUGAAUGAGAUCAAAGGAAAGCUGAGGGUAAGUGUUAAUCAUGGCACAGCAACACUUUCUGAUGGUUCAUCUCCCAGGAUAGACGAGCCUAGGUGAAGUUCAUUUUGAAGACAAAGCGGGGAGAGCAGGAUGAACUAAUGCAGGCAUAGAUGUUGAGAUAUUGCAGGGCUGGGGCCUUCCAGACGUCGCUGGAUUACAACUUCCAUCAUCCCUGGCUAUGGUUUUUUUUAUAAAUAAUUUUUAUUAAUUUUCCAACAUACAUUUAUAAUAUCCAAUCUAAAUUUAUCACAUAUUUUCUCUUUUGGACUUCCUUCAGCCUCUCUAACAAUCCAUUUUUUUAAUUACACAUUUCCUAAUUUUUAAUAUUGCAUUUUAUAUACCUUCACCCUCUUAUUUUUCUUCAACACAAUAUUCCUCAAAUAUUCACAGAGCUUCUUGAAAUCCCACUAGCGUUGUUUGCUCAUCACAUAUACAUUUCAAAUAAUCUGAGAAUUUUCCCCAAUCUUCGAUGAACUUCUGGUCACAUAGAUAUCUGAUCUUCACCGUUAGUUUAUCUAAUUCUGCAUAGUCCAUCAGUUUCAUUCUCCAUUCUUCUAACGUCGGUAGUUGUUCCUGUUUCCAUUUUUGGGCCAGUAGUAUUCUCGCUGCAGUUACUGCGUAUUGGAAAAGUUUACAGUCCUUUCUAUUUAUCUCAUUUCCUACUAUUCCUAAUAGAAAGGCCUCUGGUUUCUUAACAAAUGUAUAUUUCAGCAUCUUUUUCAACUCAUUAUAUAUCAAUUCCCAGAAACCCUUCACCUUCUUACAACAUCCCUGGCUAUGUUGGCUGGCGGCUGAUGGAAGAUCCAACAGAAUCACGAGGGCCAUAGGUUCCCCAUUGCUGAUACAUGGCAUAGGAUUAAAGAUGCAUCCUUUCCUCUCUGCACUUAUUGGCUGCCACUUCUGGGAGUGGGAAGGUUUUGAGAAUGGUGACAUCUUUGAUGCACUUUGUAUUACUAGAUGUUAUGGGAAGCAGGAGAGGAGAUGCAGGGCUGUAUUUUUCUGCCAUCAGCCAGGUUAUCGCAGUAAAUUAGUUUCUGGCCUAAACAGAGUGGUUGUUUUUCAAGCGUGUCAGGGUGACUGAGCUAAAAUAAGGCAGUAGUUUAUACAUAUUGGUCAACUGCAUCAAUAUAAUUUUUGGGAUUUUUUGUUUUAGGAGCUGCACAGCUUGUGUGAGCCCAUUGUAACCCAACCCAAGCCAAAGGUAGACUCUCCCAAACAGGAAGCGCCACCAGAACCAUCGCCUAAUCAUAAAAACGAAGAGCUGGAAGAGAUUAAGAACAUUGAGACAGUGCAGCAAAAUGGCGACUGUCACAUAAACGAGAGCCCAGUUAACAUGGACCUCGACUAGACCCAAUGCAUUUCAAUGAGCAGCCUUCAUCAUGAGAAAAGACUUCAGAUGUAUUAUGUGAAUGGGGGGAAUGUAAUGUUUGAGGGGAGGUAUUUAUAAUUUGUUUUAAAGAGUUUUGAGUUCUGUUAUAUUAUUUGGGGAACGAAUAUAUUGAAACGGUAGAAGUUGAGAUCAUGAUAAUCCUAAAAGGAAAAUUGCCUUGGUAACUUUCAGAUUCCUGUGGAAUUGUGAACACUUAACAAAAUCUUCUGUGCGGGAAUUUAACCUUUUGUAAUCAGUUAAAGCUACUUAAUAUCAAGGGAAUGUUACAAAAGGUAUUGCUCCUUUUGAAAGGGUUGCAGCUAGCUUUUGUAGACACCAAGGUAGUUUUUCCUUUCUUCUCCAUUUUUGAUACGUUUCUUCCACUGGCAAAAGACAUUCAGUCAAAGGCAUACACGAAAACCAAAACUUAAAAGAAAAUGUUCUUUGUACCCAUUGUCCAUAAUAUUUGCUAGACUAAAAAAUUAGAAGGAAUAUGUGAAGCAGCAUGCAGAAUUGCUUAAGUUCAGUCUCUUGCUCAACAAGUCGCUUUCAUGUGUGAAAAAACUGAAUGAAGGUUAAACUGAUCCUGUUGUAAGUUCUUGUGGUGCCUUUAGUGAGCUUUAAUAAAGUUCAUUGAAAUGGUCUAGUU